Molecule: messenger RNA, 5054 nt
Organism: Porites evermanni
Lineage: Eukaryota; Metazoa; Cnidaria; Anthozoa; Scleractinia; Poritidae
Source: the annotation of a GenBank genome assembly
AUGGAUCUUUAUAAAAAGCGGCUCCUUCUCUUGUUACUUUUUCAGAUUUUGCAUGUUUUGGGUUCACCCUCGGAUGACUACAGCUUCUCCUUGGAUAUGUUUUAUGGAGGCUCCUUUGAUGAUGGCACGGGAUCUGGAAAGUAUUCCUUUACCUACGCGCUAGUUCGACCUGAUGGCACCUGGUCAUUUGCGAAAAAACUCUCUGAUAUUGUAGACGUGGAAAGAUUAGAGGAAACAGAAAACAAUGUGGAGAAGAUGGACAUCACAGCCGCCUUACAGCACAUAAAAUCUGUCGUCAAACCUGAUCUGACACUGCUCCACUUUCUAUGUUUGAAAGGAAUGACAACUUACAGGUCAGAAUAAUAGCUUUUAUGUUAUUCCAAGAGAGAAUAAUAGGACAGAGAAGAAAACGCCCAGUCUAGCGCUCAGUAUUUCCCCUAAGAUAUUUUUAGACCAAUUAAGGGCAGGAAAUUGAUCGGACGUUUGUUUCUGGAGAGGCCUGAAAACUUUAAUUCAGUGUUUUCAAGAAAGAAUUUAACAGUCCUCAUUAAAAUGUUCUGCAUUGUUUGCUUUAAUGUAGGCGCAAGUGGACUUGAUGACGUUUCAAACAAUCGAUUAACAUAAAUGAAAUUCACAGAUCCCGGCCAACGCCCUAAGAUUCCCUACUCUCUGUCCUAUUAUUCUCAUUGGUUAUUCAUGAUGAUGAUGGUGAUAAUGAUGAUGAUGACGACGACGACGCGACAAUGAUGAUGAUGAUAAUGGUGAUAAUGAUGAUGAUGAUGAUUUUAAGUAUUUUUGCCGGGGACAAAAACUUCAUAACUGAGUGGGAACCGGGGUCCGACUAGAUAAGCGAAGGAGAAGCUACCACUGGUAGCUACCGGUCUUGCUGAUGUGUCAUAAUGCGACAGGAGAAUCUAAGCAGGUAAAAGGAAUAAUUAAAGGCCUUGUUACUCUCAUAGUCUCGUCUCCCACUACGCUGCCUUCACAAGAUGGGUAUUGACCAAGAAAACUUAACUUGUGCAGCUUGUGCCGUAAUUUCACAAGGCGUAUAUUUUUGUAUGAAUGUGAACAUAUAAACGUGCGUCCACGAGAUGAAAAAUUGUCAGCCAAGUUGAAAGAAGUGUUUCAUUAUACAAUUCAUAUGGAAAAAUUGAAUUUUGGUUUAUGCUACAGUGCCUUGUGCACUCACAAAACCAAUCCAAUCGACUUUAUCAACUCCAAGUUUUCGCAUUUCACUGACCCCCGACGCAACACCACAGUUUCUUUGGAAAAUGACCCCUUCAUUCUUCAUCUGCUCGACCUAGUGUCGGUGUUGCAUUGUUGCUGAACCCCUGUUCUUCUUGUUAAAGGGCUCUUUUUGAAGCGCUGGAUAUUCCUCUCAUUGGUGGAUCAGCAGAAUCGCGAUACCUUAGCAUGGACAAACUAAAGACACGGGGAGUUUUGCUUGCCUACAACAAUGUCUCUUGUGCCGAGGGAUUGGUUCUUAACAAAGGUAUAGGUCUAUAACUGUUAAAAUGGGACAGAUAUGAUCGAGUUUAAGCCGCAUGGGUAACCUCUAAGCAAAUUCUCUUGAGUCUAGAUCUGGGGUAUCACCUCCACAAUCCACUCUCCUCUUUUCGAGUUGAUAGAACUAACAGAAUAGUUCGUUGCACAAACAACACGAGAGCCUCAAACCAGCCGGACGCUCUCCGUACAUAAAGUCCACAAUACAACUUUAUCGCAUGACGAAUGUCUGUUUACAGCGAUAAGUCCACCAAACAAAUGGUAUCUUAAAAAUUUUAUGAAAUAUCACCAGUUAAUCAGAGGAAAAACUUAAUCCUGCAGUUCCACGGUACAAUAAAGACCAUGGACCGUCAUUCGUGUUUUGCCAUUGCGAAGUCAGGCAACGGUGAACUAAGAACUUCCUAAGUAAGUUGCGGUAUAAUGCCUACGUUUUUACGCCGGCCAGAGACUCUUGGAUCAACUGUCAUAAUGCGACAACGUUUUCCGGUGUUCUCUUGAUAAAAUCUACACAGUAUCCUGACAAGGACAGCAAAAGUUUCGAUAUCAAUUACCGUAUUUAUUCGAUUAACCGCCCUGGGCGCUUAAUAAAUUUUUGGACCUUGAGAGUGGGCGCUUAUUCGAGGCUGGGCGCUUAUUAAAUUUUCACCAUUUUCAGCAAGUGAAGUAUGUUUAUUUUGCGACAAAACAAUAAAUGCUAAUAACAAAACGCAAAGAAGUAACAAAGCAAGGUGUCUGUAAAAUACUCUGAAGAAAACUCCGUCCUCGGGGAAGACUCUUAUUAGCAUUUAUUCACUUAAGUAGGUGGGGUGGGGGUGAACGCUUAUUUGAGUUUGAUUGGGAGGGGGAGGGGUGGGCGCUGAUUCGAGGCUGGGCGCUUAUUAACUUUUUCUGCCUUUAGGAUGGGCGCUUAUUCGAGGUGGGCACUAAUUCGAGGUUGGGCGCUUAUUCGAAUAAAUACGGUAUUCUUUCCCGUGUCACGGGAAAUUUUACUUCCUGUAAAUAUAAAAACCGCACAAUCAUUCAGUGACAUCAUUUCAGGAUGUUCUGUUUCGUGGCAAACAAGAAACGACUAGGAAAUUUGCUUGCCGUAAAACAGAAUGUCCUGAAAUGACGUCACAAUCAUUUCCUGUCUCCUGUUUUCAGUUAUACGGUUUUGUACCCCACCGAAAGUGAAUUUCACUUUUUUGGUACGUCCUGAAUCACGGCAAUGAAAAAUCGAUAUCCACAAAAAAAUUGCUUUCCUUAUGGGGACAUUGUAAAGAUUCUACUAAGCAAAAAAAAGGUCAUACACACCAGCACCGUAAUAUUUGAUGGAUCUGUUCUUCCUCUUCUGUUAAAUCCUAGCUAUUGUGACUUUUAAUUUUCAUUCCUAUCCGCACUGAUUAUCAAUUUUGCGAGUAAGAACUGUGUGUAAGAAAAUGUAUUGUGAUAAAUAAACUUGAACUUGCUUCCUUGUAGCGUACUGUGAGAUUAUUGAAAGUGAUAAUUUAUUUUUUUGGUCACAGGAGACCCAAUACCAACUGCCCAUAUCAAGUAUCCCUGUAUUGUCAAGGCGAGCAAAGGAGAGGAUUCUAAAGCAGUGCGACUGGUAAGGGACCGGCAGUCUUUGGAUGCAGCAAUUGAGCAUGCGCUGACUUUCUCGAACCAAGUAAUCAUUGAAAGGUAGGUUCUUGUCUUAUCUGUUUUUCGCGUUUUAAAAACUAUUCCCAAUUCCAAACAUUUAAGCUUUUAAUUAAAAAGAGAAUAUUUGGGGCGACAGUCAGUAGCUGAUCCUUAUCACUGCCAAAGUUUCGGCAUUUAGCACUAAAAUUUUUCUUCCCCGCAAAUAAUUCACUGUCAGAAAAGUGGCCCAAAUGAUUAAUAAAAAGUGAAACCCCAUUUGAAAGGGAGAGUGCGGAAAGCAUCGUACGCACGUAAAACGUCAUCCCUCAAUGUUCUUAAAUCCCGGCUGGGUAGCAGUCAGCCACCCCUUUGAAGAGUUUGGACAAAGCUUACCUCGUUGACAGGUACGGUAAGAAAAGGAGGCACAAAUCGAAAAUAAAUAAAUAAAGCGACAUGGAUACAAACAUUUUGGCUAAACAGCUAUCUCGAGAAAGGCUGUCGGAAAAAAUAUGAACGAGGCAAUCCCGAAAGUUACAGUUCUCGACAAUGUAGCUGUCGAACCUACUUUUGUUAUAGGCUCUAGAACCAUUCUUUCAAAUUCCUUUGAGGACAGUGAACUCAAAACCACCUACAAUACCUUUCAGGAUUGUCUCGAGCACUUUUUUCCGACAACCUUUCUCCAAAUAGCUGUAUAUGCACUGUGCAUCUUUGCGCUGAGGCAUGUUUGUACCGCUUUUGUACAGAUUCAUAGAGGGACGAGAGAUUCGGUGCGCUGUAGUCAAAUCAGAAAAAACUGGAGAUAUACAGGCCUUGUCGUGUAUAGAAUUCAACGUACGUCAGGAUGGCAUUCGUACAACCCAGGAUAAGUUACUCUGCGAUGAAAAAGGAUUACCUAUUUGUGAGUAUCACAUUUUUCUUCAUUCGUAUAAACAAAUUCAAAAUAAAUCAUAAAUCUUGGCUUGAUCCAUUAAAUUCAUAUCAACACUUGUUAAUUCAUUAAUUGCCCAACACUAAGUUAUGAUCAGUGAAAAGAAUAUGUACCAUCAGUCACAUGUACACCUCGGUAAACCCCCAAACAAAUCAAUACAGUCAACUCUCUCUAAGACGGACACCUUUGGGACCGGCACUAAGUGUCUGUCUUAGAGAGAUGUCCGUCUUAUAAAGAGUCAAAUAAAGGGAAUAAACAAAGGAAGGGACCAACUCUAGGUGUCCGUUUUACAGAGGUGUCCGUCUUAUAGAGCUGUCCGUUAAGAGAGAGUCGACUGUAAGCCAUCUGCACGAUGGCGUCAUUUUAUUUACUACUACGACCAUAAUCCUUUUCGUUUUCCUUUAAUAUUUAAAUUUUGUAAUCCCAGUGAGGUUUGAAUAACAAAAGCCCUAAUUAGCACAAGAAAGCAAAGCCCUGAAGGGUUCUGGUCGUAGUAGUAAAAUCAUGUCAUCGUGCGAAAUGGCCUAUUGGUUAAAGGAAUUAGUAAGAUAAACUUAGAUAUAUUUCUAGCAAUCGCUUUUCUCUCAGCGGAGAGAUCUAGGCGACAGACAGAAACAGGUCUGUGUUCUCCGUCGGGCCAGUCAUUGGUAUCAAAUAAUAGUAAACUAUCGAGAUGAUUUUACAUUGAGAGUUGUUACUUUUUUUUAUCUAUCUUUACAUAGGCAAGGCACCAAAAAGUAAGACUUGGUUUCUUGAUCCCGCAAAGGAAGCUGAACUGAUAACCCGCAUCCAGUUACAAAGUCGUCGAGCUUUUCUAGAGUUAGACCUGCAAGACUUUGGCCUUUUCGACUUCCGGGUAGACCUCGAAGGAAAUCCAUUUUUUCUGGAAUGUAACUUGUUCUGUUCGUUUGGUUUUCAGAGUUUUCUUAAUGUAGUUGCCAGGAAUUCUGGUUUUACCGAUGAAAGUUUGUUUGAUUUAAUGGUUCAGAACGCUUUGUUACGGAAAGCGAAGAUUUACUGA